CUUCGUCAAGAGAGGUCAACACGUUAUAAACAAUCUGUAGAGUAAAACAUGCCAAAAAACAAAGGAGGCGGAGGGAAGGGGAAAGGGAAAGGAGGCGCUGGGGGUAAAUCAGCUGAUAGUGAUGACACAAAAGGAAAGGCAACGAAAGGCGGUACUACUGUAAAGGUCAGACAUAUACUCUGUGAGAAGCAUUCAAAGGUGAUGGAAGCAAUGGAGAAACUAAAAGCUGGGGAAAGAUUUAAUGAAGUUGCUACAAAGUACAGUGAAGAUAAAGCCAGGCAAGGGGGUGAUCUUGGAUGGAUGACGAGGGGUUCAAUGGUUGGACCUUUCCAAGAUGCAGCAUUUGCUCUCUCUCCCAGCACAACAGGCAAUCCAGUUUACACAGACCCACCAGUCAAAACAAAAUUUGGAUAUCAUAUUAUUAUGAUAGAAGGAAAAAAAUAAAACUUUUAUAUUAUGUACUCCUACAUACAUACAUAGCGAAUGGUCUUUACAACCUUUGGCCUCUCUGAUUUAUCUUCAGAAGUAACAAUAAUACAACCAGUUAAACACGAAAUAAGACUCCAUAUAAUACCCUAUAUACAAUACCCAAUAAGAUCAUUUAUUUAGUGAGUGUCUUGGAUGUUUGAAGAAAUAAUAAUGUGUAUUGGAUCAAGUAACAGUCAUGUACACCUGCAACUUAAUAAAUACUUAAUUAUUGUCAUUGUACAAAGCUGGAAUGACACUACGUUUUAAA
Saccoglossus kowalevskii is the source of this 736-nucleotide messenger RNA. Its product is annotated as peptidyl-prolyl cis-trans isomerase NIMA-interacting 4-like. NCBI's taxonomy places the organism in Eukaryota, Metazoa, Hemichordata, Enteropneusta, Harrimaniidae. Gene Ontology annotation, molecular function: DNA binding; peptidyl-prolyl cis-trans isomerase activity. Gene Ontology annotation, biological process: rRNA processing. The record is from RefSeq and is a predicted model, not a curated record.